UAACCACCAUAGAUCUUGGGUUGUGUAAACAUGACCUCCUUAAUUUGGCGGUGUGUGUGUGCUCAUCGUAAAGAUAUAUGAGGGACUCAUUCACACUGACGUCUGCCAGACAACAAAGAUAUGCGUUGCGUGGUGGGUAACACUUUCCAUGUAAUUGCAAAGAUACCCGCAGAUAAUCAUCAACGGUUCAAGAUGUGCAGAUUGUCUAUAACAAUUAGACAAGUAGGGCGCAACAUCUCCAUCCAAUCAACAGCAACGUGUAAACCGGGAAUUUAUCUUGCCGUCCGUCAAAGGAGCCAAACCCCUGGUAGGACUUGGGCCGAUCUGUUUGAAAGUCUGGGCGGAACUAGAGCUAUUGCGGUAAUACAUGGAAAAGCUAUGAAACUUAUAGCGCAGCUUUGCAUUAUAGCUGAAGCUGGUACUUCAUCGUCGGGAGCAUUGUUACAUGUUGUCCGUCAGUCUAUCUGCUUCUCUAUGCGGAUCCCCGAAGCUGGUUUCCAUCAAGUCUGGAGAAGAGCGAGUGUGCCUUGCAUUGUUUUGGUGAUACAAGCUAUAUAG
Molecule: messenger RNA, 558 nt
Organism: Periconia digitata
Lineage: Eukaryota; Fungi; Ascomycota; Dothideomycetes; Pleosporales; Periconiaceae
Source: the annotation of a GenBank genome assembly